AUGUUAAAAAAUAUAUUUAACGAAUAUUUAAAAUCGUAUGAUAACAAAGACGAGAACUAUGAGCGCAUAAAUAACUUGAGCAGAAAUUAUUCAUGUGACUACACUUCUGAUUGGAGAUGGUUCAGUAUUAAAUGCGAACGUUUUUUAGAAAAUGAAUUAUAUAAGAAAUAUAAUAAAGAAGAAAAAGAAAAAAGGAAAGAAAAUAAAAAUAUCAUAAAAGAAAAUGAAAAUCUUGCUAUAUUUAAAUCAUUCUUUCCAAAGAUUCUUUUAAAUAUUUAUAGUAAGUGUGAAAAUCCUGCACAGUUCUUUUCAAAUCUUGUCAUUCAGAAGUUUAACUCUGUAGUGUUUUUUUGUGAUGCCAGUGGAUUUUCUAACCUUGCUGAACAACUAGACAAACGAAUUAAUGGAACCGAAUUACUAGGAAAUUGCUUAAAUAAGUUUUUCAACAUUUUAAUAAAAAUUAUAGAUUACUGGGGAGGUGAUAUAAUUAAGUUCAGUGGAGAUGCUGUUCUAGUUAUAUGGCCCCUUCAUAAUGUUUUAAAAAAUAAGAAGAAAAAAAAAAAGACAAAAGAUCAUAAUAUUCAAAAUAUUUAUAAUGAUGCACAUGUAGUUAACCUUAAAGAUAAUGAAACCUCAAUUGAUGAGAAUAAUCCAGAUACAUUUAUGCAUAUUGAAAAAGAUAAAAAGAAAUUUGAAAAUUUCCAUUUAAAUAAUAAUCAUAAUAAUAUUCAUAAUAUUUAUAAUAACGAUGAUGAUUAUGAUCAUCAAGAUGAAGUCUAUGAUAAUAUUAAAAAUUAUAAUCUCAAAAAUAGUAAAAUCAGUAAGCCUAAUAUUUCUCAAGCAAAUAACUCAGAUGAUAACUAUCCUUCAGAUUAUAUUAAAAAAAAAAAAAGUCAAAACGUACAAGAAAUAAGAAAGAUAUGUCUUCUAGCAUUAGGCUGUUGUAUGGACAUACACAAAUUAUUAAAUAAAUUUCCAACACCAAUAGAAAAUAAAUAUUUAAAAGUACAUAUUGCUAUCACAUAUGGAAAAGUUAGCUUCUUACAAAUCGGAAACGUCUUAAGAAAAAGAGAAUAUUUAUUAUCAGGCAAGCCACUGGAAGAAAUAGGUUCUGGUGAAUCCUUGGCAAAAAAUGGAGAGAGUGUUCUGUCGUAUUCUUUUUAUAAAAAUAUUAAAGAUAAGGUGAUAGUUCAAGGGACUUGCAAGAAGAACUUUUUUUUAUUUGUGAAGAUGAAGGAGGAAAUUGACAUGAAGAAGUUGAAAAAGAAUUAUGAGGAGGAGGAGGAGGAAGAAGAGGAAGAGGAAGACGACGAAGAAGAUUUAAAUGUAGAUGUAAAUGUAGAUGUAAAUGUAGAUGUAAAUGCAGAUGUAAAUGUAGAUGUAAAUGCAGAUGUAAAUGUAGAUGUAAAUGCAGAUGCAGAUCAAAGUGAACCACCAAAUGAAGAACAAUUAAAUAACCAAAUAUUAAAUAAUACAAGCAAUGGAAAGUCGCAUGAAAAUAUGAAUAGAAAUAAUAUAAAAGAUAAUAAUAAAAGAAAAAAUAGUUCAGAAGAUAAAAUAAAAAAAAAGUUUACUCUAUUAACUACAGAUAAACAAUCUAGACAAUCUACUCUUAUAUAUGAAAAUUUUGAUCUUCUUUUAAAAACAUUUAUACCAGAUAUUGUAUAUAGAAAAUUAUCUUUAGGAUGUAAUAUAUUUUUUAAUGAAAUUAGAAAAGUAACCAUUAUUUUUGUAUCUGUUAAAGAUAUAGAUACAUCAACUAUGACUGGUGUUCAUUCAGCACAUGGAAUUAUGAAGCUAACACAAAAAGCUGUAUUUACUAUGGAAGGAACAAUAAAUAAAUUUAUAUUAGAUGAUAAAGGUAUCUUAAUAUUAAUUAUGUUUGGAUUACCACCUCUAUAUCAUUGUGAUGAUACUAUAAGAGCUUUACUUACUUGUUUUAGAUUAAUAGAUGCAUUGAAAUCAUUAAAAUUAAAUGGUAGUAUAGGUAUAUCUACUGGAAAAAUAUGGUGUGGAAUCAUAGGGAAUAAAAUUAGAAAAGAAUACACAGCUUUAGGAGAUUCUGUUAAUGUUGCUGCUAGAUUAUGUUUCAAAGCUGGUAAUAAAGAAAUAUAUGUUGAUGAAAAUACAUAUAAUAAUUGUAAACAUUUUAUAUCCUUUCAAAAAUUAAUAUCUAUAAAAGUCAAAGGAAAAAAUAAACUAAUUAAAAUAUAUUCACCAAUAGGAACUAUUAAUAAAAAAUGUAUAGAUUAUGUAUAUGAUAAUACAAACAAUGAAAACAAUAAUAAUAAUAAUAAUAAUUAUAAUUAUUUUACAGAUGAAGAAUUAUUAGUUAAUAGCCAGAAUAAUAAUAUAAAUCAAAACAAUAAAAAAAAUAAUAUUAAUAAUAAUAAUAAUAUUAAUAAUAAUAAUAAUAAUUUAAUGUCAGCAAAAGAUGAUACAAUAAAAAAUGUUCAUGAUAAUUUAUCGACAAAUUUAGAUAUAUCCAUUCUUGAAAAUAAAAAAAUGAAAACAAAUUUUCAACAAGUUUCUGAUUUCUCAUUUCUAAAUUACAACUUUUUAUUCAAAUAUUAUAAAAGCAUAUUUAAAAAUAAAAUAUAUCACUUGUUCAAAGAAGAAAAAAAUUGUUUCUAUUAUUUACAAAUGUAUGAUUUAUAUAAACCCAUAAAUACAAACAUAUCACCUUCUCUUACUUACACUGCCAAUAAAAAUUUGGAACACUUCAAGAAAAACAAUAAUAUUACGAUGACAAAGGAAAGGAAUAUGAAUAAUAUAAAUUAUAUAAAUAAUAUAAAUAAUAUAAAUUAUGAUGAACAUUUAAAUGAACCUAUAAGACAAAAUAAAUUAAUAUUAGAUAAACAUAAUAAUCAUAUAUAUGAUAUGGAUGAUAAUCUUCAUUCAAAUACAAAAUGUUCUACAUCUAUUAAUAAUAUAUAUGACAAUACAUUAACAUAUGAUAUGAUUUAUAGUAUAUCUAGAUUUAAUAAAAUAAAAACAUCAUUACAUGUUGAUUAUAAAAGCUAUACUGGCCCUUUCUUAUUACAUGAAUAUUAUGAUCCACUGCAUUUCAAAUUUAAAGAACUUUCUCGUGUAGGUGGAGUCUUAUUUGUUGAAGGAAAUGAAAAUCUAGGAAUAUUUGAAUUCAUAAAAUUAAUUACAAAAGGAUUAUAUAACUUUAAAUUAUUUAAUGUUAGUAAUAUGCCAAAUUCAUUAUAUAUAAAUAUAACAAAUCCAUUAUUACCUUGGAAAAUUUUAUGUAACGAUAUAUUAAACACAUGGAAAUUAUCUCAUAUGAGAAAAAAAAAUAUACUCCUAAAUAAAAAUGACAACUUUAAUAUGUUAAGAGAAAUCACACACCCAUCUUUUCACUGGUUUUUUAAAUGUAUGAUACAUGUAAUAGAUGAUUUAGAUAUACCUAUUUUUAAAACUAAAAAAAAAAAAAAAAAAAAAGAAAAGGAAAAGGAAUAUUAUACUGAUAAAAAUAAAAAUUAUAAUUACCAAACUAACAAAUAUAUUCACAACCAUCCAAAUAAAAAAAAUGAUCACACUUUAAUUCAAAAUAAAAUAAAUACAAACAUUCAAACACAAAAUGCUUCUAAUAACAAUAUAUUUUGUAAAAAAAUAUCCACACUUUUGGAGUAUUUCUUUCAUAACUCCAGACGAGAUAAAAAGAAAAACAAAAAAAAAACCAAAGAGAAAAAUAAAAAAAAAAAAAAAUAUAUACCAGAUGGUAAGCACAUGGGUCAAACAAAUGAUACUAAUGAUAUUAAUCAUAUGUAUCACAUCCCUUCUGAUGUGUCACAUGGAAGCACGUUGGAUAAGCAACACGAUAAUGAUGAUAAUAAUCAUGAUGGUGAUGUUAUUCAUGGUGAUGAUAGUAUUCAUGAUGGUGAUAGUAUUCAUGAUGAUGAUAGUAUUCAUGAUGAUGACAAUAAUCAUGAUGAUGAUAAUCAUGACCAUUAUAAUAAUGAUGAUGAUAAUCAUAAUGAUGGUAUUCAUGACCAUUAUAAUCCUUCUGUUAGGAAACACACUGUGAAGAAAAAUAAAAUAAUUAACAAACAUGAUCACAUAUACAAUAAACAUACAGCAACAGGAGAUGUAAGUUCUUCUUCUCAAACAUAUUCAAGAAACGAUAUACAUACAAAAAUGAAGAAUGAACUAAAAGAAAACAGAAUAGGUAUUAUAAGCUCGAUGAUUUAUUAUUUUACUUUACAUGAAAAUAUGUUUAUUAUAUUUAAUUAUAGAGCAGGUACUUCCUUAAAUAUUAAUAUUGAAGAUGAUGCUUGGAAAAUAUCAAAUAAUAUAGCUAAGUUAGCUAUGCUUAAAAGAAAAAAAAUAUCCAAACAUUUACAAAGAAAUCUAAAAGAUUGGAGAAAAAAUCAUUCUAGAAAGUGUGUCUUCUGCAAAGGUAAUUUUAUGAACAAUACAUAUAUGAAUAAUAUAAAUGAGAAUAAUAAUUGUGGAAACAAUAUGUAUCAAAAUAUCAUACAUGAAAACAAUAUUUAUGGAGAUAAUAAUAUAAAUGAUGAGUUCUUACACAACAACAAUGAUAAUGAUAAUAAUAAUAAUAAUGAUGAUUAUGAUGAUGAUAAUAUAUACAACUCUGAUGCACAAAACGGUUUAUCUAUCAAAAAAAAAAAUAUAAAUGAUUUCCUUGAUGAUCAUAUGAGAGCACAUCAAAGUAUUGAUCAUAUAGAUAAAAAUAUUAUUUCUAACUUACAAAAUAAAAUGAAUAAUGAUACAAAUAUAGAUAAUUUAUAUAAUAUUAAUGAUAUGUAUAAUCAAGAGAAUUCUCAUUAUUCACAAAAUGUUAAUAUAACAAAUGAUAAUAAUCAUAAUGAUAAUAUAUCUUCUUUUAAUUUAAGACAACAGAAAUUAUAUCAAGCUCAUGAAAUUAUUCUUAUGGAUGAAAAUAAUGACUCUUUAUCAAAAAAAAGUAGUUCAGCUACAUUAAUAAAUAACAGUGAAAUAAAUUCACAAACUUUUAACAAUGAAAAUAUUAUACAAAAUACAAAUAAUACUAACAAACAAGAAAAUAUAAAUGUUGUACAAAUAUUUAAAGAUGAAACAGAAAAUGUAAAUAACACAAACAAAAUUAAAGAACAAAAAAUGUUUUAUAAAACUUUAUAUCCAAAUAUUAAAGAUAAUAUUCUAUUAUAUAUAGCUCAACAAAAAAUGAAUGAACAAAAUAAUAAUUAUCAAAUCUAUAAAAAUCAAAAUAUCAAAAAUGAAUAUUUAAAUGAUAACAUACAUAAUCAAAUGAAUCAAAAUGUUAAUCCUAAUAUGCACAAAAAUAUUCAUUAUAAUAAUAAUAAUAAUUAUUUUAAUAAUUAUAAAAAGUUUUAUCAAAAUAAAUCACCUUUAUGUAAUCCUUUUUUUAUGCACAAACAUAAACCUCUUAUCUUUUUAUUUAUUAAUGGAAUGAAAAAUAAUAAUAAUAUAAAACAAUUAAAAAAAAUUAAAAAAUAUGCACAACAAUGUGAAGCAUCUAUAGAAUUAAAACCUUUCAAUAUAAAUGAUCUAUACGAAUUUGUUAGCUUAUGUUUAAAUAUACAUAAAGAUAAAAUAAGUAUACAACUAAUUGAAUAUCUAAAUAAAACUUGUUUUGGAAUACCGAAAUUUGUGCAAUAUACUUUAUUUUAUCUUCUUAAUAAUCAUUAUCUAGAAUUAUAUAAAUAUGAAAAAGACAAAAAUGAUGAGCAAAACAAUCAACAGAACAAUCAACAGAACAAUGAACAAAAUAAUGAUGAACUAUUCUUUUUGAAAGAACAAAAUGGUGAAAAAGAUUCAUCCAACACAAAUCCAACAAAAAUUAAUCAUCCUAAUCAUACAACACACACAAACCAAUUUAAUCAAAUAAAUAAUAUAAAUCAAAAUGAUGAUACACAUAACUAUCAUUAUUAUAACAAACAUUUUUUUAAUAACCCUAUCAGUAAUACAUGCACUACAAAUAAUUAUAUUAAUCAUUUCAGUAAACAAAUUAUCUCAAUACAAAAUGAAAAAGCAAAAUCUUCAUUAUUCCCAUCUAAUAGCACAACUUCUUCCAAUGAUAAUCCAAAUAAUGAUGAUAUAACUUAUGAAUAUGAACUUGUGGUAGUCAAAGAUUUAAACGAAGCACCGCUAGUUCCUCGAUUGACCGCAUAUUGCAUGUCCCUAAUUGAUAGCUUAAACCAAGAAGAACAGUUGUUGGCUAAGCUUUGCUCCUUCUUUAAUCAUACGUUUAACAUAAAAAAAAUGGAAUGUAUAUAUCCUAAGUAUAUAUCAAGGUGUGAGUUAAAAAAAAUUAUUGUAAAGUUGAUGGAGAAGAAUGUCUUUUGUUUAUAUGAAGAUGAGAACAAGAAAUCUGUUACUCUAUCCAAAGACAACGUUAAUUCUAUACAUAACAUUAAUUUUGUAUAUAGAGAUAUGUAUAAUAAAAUAAAUAGUUUCCUUGAGAAGAAAAGUAAACACCACACAUUAUUUGGCAAACACAAAAAUAUACCUGAUGAGGAAAUAUAUUUCUGCAUAACAAAUUUUUCAUUAAAAAAGGUUUUGAAUGAUUUGUUGGAAAAUGAAGAAAAGGAAUAUAUAAAAAAAAUUUACAAAAAGUAUAUAGAAUCGUAA
Molecule: messenger RNA, 6603 nt
Organism: Plasmodium adleri (nom. inval.)
Lineage: Eukaryota; Apicomplexa; Aconoidasida; Haemosporida; Plasmodiidae
Product: adenylyl cyclase beta
Exons: 5
Coding region: 1-6603 (2200 amino acids)
Biological process (GO): intracellular signal transduction; cyclic nucleotide biosynthetic process
Source: RefSeq, a predicted model, not a curated record